CAUGAUGUUCACAGUAGUUCACACACAUUGGUUGUGGUGUAAAAUGGAGCAUAUUGACUUCCAGUGACAACAGACGCUGCUUAAAUCCCAGCUCAGCCCCAGUCUACACCAGCCACAGGAGACUGACGCUGCGUGGACACUGGACCCUGGAGAGCAUUUGUAUGUGUGUGUAUGUGUGUAUAUAUAUAUGUGUGCAUGCUGGCACCUUGACACCCGAUCACUGUGCGCGCGCUGUGCCGUACCGUUCCAUUCUGCGCCGCGCCGUGCUUUAUUGCCGCUCAUCGCUCUGAAGCCAAAGGGAAAAAAAAAAAAAAAAAAAAAAAGGCUUUAACGGAUCGCACGCGUGGAAAGGGAGGCGGGCAGGCGGUGACAAACCCGGCUCAUUAAAACCUCUUUCUGCAGAAGCCUCCACCGGUGACGCGCAUUACUACUACAACUACACCUGCGGUAACCGGAGCUGAGGAACGGAGCCCCGAGCGCAAAAGUGACACGCGCGCGCAAAAGGUGUGGAGGAGAGAGGGCACCCGCUUGGGACAAUGGCACCGAAUCCGAGCCGUUGAUGGUUGAGAGGCGCACGCACAGCGGCGGCGGCAGACAUAGACACGUUGGGGAGGAUAACGGUGACAUGGCGCAAAUAGGCGACAUUUGAACUUUAGAGGAUCCGCUUGUGAGGAUUGUCAUAGAGAGCCCGGAACAGCCUGGAACAGCCUGGAUCAGAUCAGAGUUUGCAUCAGUGUGUCAAAAGGAGAGUCUGCGGUAUGGCGCGCGCUCACGGUCGUUUGUGGACCUGGCAGGUGCUUCUGACCAUCUCAAUGUUCAUCCUGCCCUUGUCUGCUCAUGGGAGGCAUUCACUGGCCAGGCAUCAUCAUCAUCAUAACCAAUCAUCGGUCAACAAAGAAGCCCUGAACGCCAGGAUGGUGCUCAGCGAUGACUCGGCAGAGAGAGACCACCUGAUCGGAGCAGGGAUCGGCUUGGGGUCUUCGCUCCCGCUGAGCUCCACCAAACGUCACCACUCUCAUAAACACGCCCACCUAGAUGUUGUAGAUGAAGACCCACCCAUGGGAGAAGAGCUCACUGCUGGAGGGGCAGGUCCAGACCAGCCCGGGAACCCCAUGUCCGACGACGUCAUCACCGUAGAGUUUCACAGCCCCGCACCAGAUAUUGUUCCCUCUGAUGUCUCUAUGGAGUGGGCUAAAGUCCCAAAACCCCAGAAGCAAAAAGGAGCUAAACCUACUGCGUGGACUCUCUCUGACUUUUACGACUACCUAUCCCCUGACGACGACCUCUCGGCAUUAGAUACUACCCCUGAACCUGAGCCCACUCCUUCACCCCCAGCUGACAUGGAAGAUGAAAACCCCCUUCUGGCCGGCGCCCCUGCUGUUCCUGAUAAAGUGAGACCCAAGGUGGAUAGCGGGCCAUCCUUACCGGCCCCUCCCAUGUCAGGGCUGGACAAGGAUGAUGGCCUUGGAGGCGCCAUGGGGGCUGAUGGCUGCAGGCUGGGCUUCGUGCGCUCUGGACCUGGGGUCUGUGUAUCUCAGUGCGACCUUGAACCCAACUUUUGUCUAAAUGGAGGCGUGUGCACUGUGGUGGCAGGCAUCGGAGCCUUCUGCAGGUGCAAUGUGCAGGACUACAUCUGGAACAAAGGCACACGUUGCGACUGGGCGGUCACAGAGUUCCAGGUGAUGUGUGUGGUGGUGGGCGUGGCCUCGGUGGUGCUCCUCCUCCUUUUCAUGAUCAUCGUAUUCUUUGCCAAGAGGCUACAUCGUCUCAAGAAUGAGAACAGGCGCCUUCGCAAACGCAGUAAGUACCGCCCACAGAGCACCGAGCCGCAGACGGACGGCCUCUCGGUUUCUACAACAGCCGACGGCUCACAGCCAAACGUAAGGAAACUGUGUGACACCCCUCCGCCCGCCCCCCAAGCUCACACUCACAACCUGGCGUACUAUGACAACAUUAUCUGUCAGAGGCCAUCGACAACAAGCUAUACCUGGGAAUAUAAACCCAGAAACCCUUAUAACCACUUCCAGGAUGAACCCCAGAAGCAGGAGGACCUGGCAAAAUCCCCCCAGUCCAAGGAAGAGGGGUCGAUGAACAUCCUCAACUCUCAUUCUCCUAAGCAUGAGAACAACCGUCCCACCUCUGUGGUCCACGACCAUGGCCACACUCCUAACAACACAGAGGAGAAUGCAGAGGAUGGAGUCACUAUCGGCCUGGAAGUGCUCCUCCCCAAAGAAGCCAAGCUGCACUCAGAGACCAGCCCUCCACUUCAGUACGAUGUCUUUCUCUACAAGGUUGCCAACAAUGGAGACUCCAUUACUCCUAAACAAACACCAGGCUCCGUUCACACCUCCAACUCUUACUCCACCCCAUACCCUGCACCUAAAUCACCCAAAACACCUAAGACACCAAAAACUCCCAAGUCACCUAAGGUACCUAAGUCACCCAAACACAUCCAAGACCACUCGCACAGUAACCGUGAGCCCUUGACCGGGAGGCACUCUUCACCCGGUCGCCACCCGUCACCCAGCCGCCACCCUUCACCCAGCCGUUACUCUGCACCCGGAUGCUAUCCACCCCCCGCCUGCCCUCCACCGUCCCACCACCCUCCCUCCCAGUAUAAUCGCAUGCCCUCCUCCUGCUCCCCGCCUCAGCUACGCAGGCCCAGAGGUCGGUCGCAGGCUCCUGGCUCGGCGUCCUCCAGAGAGUACCAGGGCGGAUACAUUUAUCCGUCUCCUUCCUCCCCUCACCUUACCCAGCCCCCUCCAUCACCCUCCAGGGUCAAGUGCAGUCCAGUCAGCACCCGGUCCCUACCACCCCUCUCCUGACCAGGCCUCCAUCAGCAUCCACGAAUGCGCAAAUCAUCAAUUUAAUCUAUCCAGCAACGUCGUCCAUCAUGGCUCUAACUUUUAAAAUAGCUUUCUCUUUUUUAGAUCAUCAGUCUGCAUCCAUUCAUUCAUUCAUCAUUCAUGCCUUUACCCCAACCUCCCUGUAUUUUUACCCAGAGGACGAACACAACACCUGGUCUACAGAGCCAGAAAUAUAUAACUGGGACAACUCUGCACAAAACCACAUUCAGUCAGACAUGGAUGCACCAAUAAACACUGCGUAAUUUUAAAACUUUUACACCUUUGUGUAAAUAAUAAACUGUCAAAGCUCAGGUUUUACUGCUCAGAUAAGCACACAUGAACUCACUCUCAUAGCAAGGUGCCAACAUCAGUGAGGAAAUGUUCAUAAAGGUUUUAUAGAAAUUUUUACUAUAGCUGUUCAAAGUAGAGUUAUCGAUGGUUUAUAUGUCUUUUGCUAUUCAGUGUAUAUGAUUGUUUCUUGUUUUCACAGGCUUUUUGGUAUGUUUUUCAUGUUUCUAAUCCUCAAUAAACUGAUAUUACAACAAAA
This is a messenger RNA of Sphaeramia orbicularis (orbiculate cardinalfish), 3393 nucleotides long. It is a transcript of the gene cspg5b, whose product is annotated as chondroitin sulfate proteoglycan 5b. The transcript has 7 exons. The record is from RefSeq and is a predicted model, not a curated record. Bases 759 to 2825 code for a protein of 688 amino acids. NCBI's taxonomy places the organism in Eukaryota, Metazoa, Chordata, Actinopteri, Kurtiformes, Apogonidae. Gene Ontology annotation, biological process: cell projection morphogenesis. Gene Ontology annotation, cellular component: synapse.